Molecule: messenger RNA, 1228 nt
Organism: Drosophila albomicans
Lineage: Eukaryota; Metazoa; Arthropoda; Insecta; Diptera; Drosophilidae
Exons: 4
Coding region: 170-913 (247 amino acids)
Source: RefSeq, a predicted model, not a curated record
GUUAAAACCCACAAACAACACACAACAAAAACAAAAAAUGUGCGCAUAAAAAACACAAACCGAAGAAACCAAAACCAAAAACGAAAAUAUUUAUUUGAAAAACCAUUUGAAAAAUAUUUCAUGAGCUAAAUGCAAGCAACAAAUACAACAAAUUCUUCAGCUGCUGAUCAUGUUUUGGCCAAAACAAUUGCCGGGCACUGUUAGCCUGCUUUGGCUGCUACUUUGCCUACUCUACCAUUCACAAAAUGCCGAUGGCUUCAUUGUGCCGGAGCAGCUGCCGUCGGUGCUCUCGCUGGUCUACUCAAAUAUUCCCACCAUCAAGAAAGGCACCGAUUCACGUUUCGGCUUUGGCUUUCGACUGGGCGAACAUGCGGAUUUCCAAGUGCUACUCGAGCUGGGACCACAGAAGGAGACCCGUCCACUGGGUGAUCCUAGCAAAUACGAUCAAUCCUUUAACAAGCGUCAAGUGAGCGCCCAGGAACAACGUCAACAGCUGCGACAACAGCAGCUUUUGGCGACCUCGACGGAGCGCAAUGCUGCCAGCUGGCUGGAGACCUGGUCGAAUGGCAUGAAGCCGCAGGAGAAAGCUCAGGCAGCUAAGCCCAAGCCUAGGAUCAAGCAAACAGAAACUGCCACGUUGCCUGUAAGACCACAGAUGCCAACGGAUGCACUGCAGCAGCUGCAACAGCUCUACAAGAUGGCCAGCACAGUCAGUGAAGCAUCCACAAUAACAACAACAACAAGUGAGGCGCCCUCAUUAACGGGCGCAUCUAUAAGCUUGGGUGUCCCCAGUGGAUUCAAAUUGCCACCGCCUGUUUUAGCACAGGACUCCAAUGCAUUGGGCGUUAUUAGUCCGAAGAAAAGCAGUGCUGACAUUACCAAGGAUCUGAUGAACGUCAGUCUAGAGGCUUAGGUUGUAUUUUAGAAGUAUUCACAUUCAUACACCCAUAUCUCGCUUAGCGACAUGGCAGAUGCACAUAUUUUUAUUAAAAAUUCGGUUUACCCCAGUUUUUAGUCGAAGUUGACGCCAUUAAGCGAGGUACAGAGGUGUACAAUAUUUCCCUUAUCUCUCUUUAAGCUGAACUCUAUAUUUGUAAAUAUGUAAUUCCAAUUGGCUUUUGAAGCUAUCCAGUUUGUAGUAGUAACAAUUAUAUAAGGCAUAAGGCAACAUUAAUGUGUCAAUAGCGAAAAUACGUACAUAGUAAAGUCAUUUGAAAAUAAACAUUUU